This is a messenger RNA of Corylus avellana, 1131 nucleotides long. NCBI's taxonomy places the organism in Eukaryota, Viridiplantae, Streptophyta, Magnoliopsida, Fagales, Betulaceae. The record is from RefSeq and is a predicted model, not a curated record.
AUGAAAUUCGAAGAGCUUACAUUAAUGCUGGUCCGUACUGACCUCUGGAAAAGAAAGUCAUCUUCGUGGUUUUCAACCUUCGUGCCAUGUGGGCAUUUUGCACAAUGUGUAUUCACUAUAGAUGGAUUCAGGAAUUGGGAGAAAGUUAGAAAUGGAAAAGAUUGUGCUUUUCUCAAUCAUAUAGGAAAAUAUCCAACUUCAUUUCACGGAGUUGCUGAGAAGUCAUAUGAAGAUUUAAAGAACCAAUCUCAACAUAUACAGAAUGUGUUUGAAAAGCUCACUUCUGAACAAAUUGCAAACAAUCGACUGCAGUUGAAAGCCUCAAUUGAUGUUGUUCGAGUGCUUGCAUUUCAAGGUGUUACUUUUAGAGGUCGGGAUGAAAGUGUGAGUUCUACAAAUCGUGAAAAUUUUGUUGAGAUAUUGGGUUUGACGAUUUCAUAUAAUGAACAACUUGCUGAAGUAAUUGCUAAAGCUCCCAAAAAUGCCACUUACACAUCACCAACGGUACAAAAACAAAUUUUAGAUGUUUUUUCAACCAAAGUAAAGGAAGUAAUUCGUAAUGAAAUUGGUGAUGCAAAGUUUUGCAUAAUUGUUGAUGAAGCUCGUGAUAAGUCAAUGAAGGAGCAAAUGGCUAUAGUUUUAAGAUUUGUUGAUAAGAAUGGCUUUGUUAGAGAACGCUUUUUUGGACUUGUUCAUGGAUAUGGUGGUGCAAGUAAUAUGCGAGGGGGGCGGAAUGGGUUGCAAGCUUUGGUUUCAAAUGAUUGUCCAUAUGCCUACUACAUUCAUUGUUUCGCACAUUGUUUGCAAUUGGCAUUAAUGGCGGCGUCAAAAGAAGUCAUUUUUGUUCAUCAAUUUUUAACCAAAUUGAAUGUUGUUGUCAAUUUAGUUUGUGCCUCAUGCAAUUGGCAUGAAGAAUUGCGGGUUGCCCAAGCUGCUAAAAAUGCUUACAUGAUUGCAAUUGAUGAGAUUGAGAGUGGAAUGGGACUUAAUCAAAUUAGUACGCUACAACGACCUGGAGAUACGCGCUGGAGUUCUCACUUGAGAUCAGUUUCUGACUUGAUCAAAAUUUAUAGUCCAGCUUGUGAAGUUAUUGUUAAAAUCAUUGAUGUGGGAACUUCUUCUUCCCAAUGA